This is a messenger RNA of Merops nubicus (carmine bee-eater), 848 nucleotides long. RefSeq names its product WSC domain containing 2 (gene WSCD2). Lineage: Eukaryota; Metazoa; Chordata; Aves; Coraciiformes; Meropidae. The annotation marks the transcript as partial. The record is from RefSeq and is a predicted model, not a curated record. The transcript is spliced from 5 exons.
GGGGUACCUCUACGCAGGGCUGGAGUUCGGCGCCGAGUGCUACUGCGGGCACAAGAUCCAGGCGGCCAACGCCAGCGAGGCCGAGUGCAGCAUGGGGUGCAAGGGGGAGAGGGGCAGGACCUGUGGGGGUGCCAACCGCCUCGCCAUCUACCGCCUGGAGCUCGCCCAGGAGGCUGCCCGAAGAGAUGGCAGUGCCAUAUUUCGGGGCUGCUUCCGCCGGCCGGCCAACGUCUCCAUCGCCCUGCCCACCAGCAAGGUCAUGCUCAACAUGUCUGUGGACAAGUGUGUGGAUUUCUGCACUGAGAAGGAGUACCCGUUGGCAGCCCUGGCAGGGACCACUUGCCACUGUGGUUUCCCCACCACCCUCUUCACCCUGCACGAGAGGGAGGAUGAGCAGCUCUGUGCCCAGAAAUGCCCCGGCGAGGACUUCGAGAGCUGUGGCACCGCCGAGUUCCUCCUGGUCUACCAGACCCAAGUGCAAGACAACCGCUGCAUGGACAGGAGGUUCCUCCCAACCCGUGCCAAGCAGCUGGUGGCCCUGGCCAGCUUCCCUGGUGCUGGCAACACGUGGGCAAGGCACCUGAUCGAGCUGGCCACAGGCUUCUACACGGGCAGCUACUACUUCGAUGGCUCUCUCUACAACAAAGGGUUCAAGGGUGAACGGGACCACUGGCGCAGCGGGAGGACCAUCUGCAUCAAAACCCACGAGAGUGGGCAGAAGGAGAUCGAGGCCUUCGACGCUGCCAUCCUGCUCAUCAGGAACCCCUACAAGGCUCUCAUGGCCGAGUUCAACCGUAAAUUCGGGGGGCACAUCGGCUUCGCCGCCCACGCCCACUGGCAGGGCAAAG